AUGGUUCAUCUUCUCGCCACCCUGGUGAUCGCCGCAACAUCCAUCACCGCCGUCUCUGCCCAUGCAGGGCCCGCACCCGUCCACUGGAGACGCGACAAUCACGUCGCUCGGGAUCUUCUUGAGGAGAACUGUGGCGCUCAGCUUGCCGUGAGGCGCGCCAAGCGUAAUGCUCAUUCCUACGACCGUGCUAUCGCGAAGAGGGCGCCUGCUAAGAGGAAUCUUGCCAUCAGACAAACCUCCACCAACGAUUCUACCUGCAUCCUCACUCCUGAGGUCACCGAGGGUCCGUACCAUAUCCUUGGCGAAAUCGUCCGCCAGAACAUCACCGAGAACCAGGCUGGUGUUCCCCUCGAGGUUUCCGUCGACUUUGUCGAUAUCGAGACGUGCGAGCCUGUCCAGGUCUGGGUUGACGCCUGGCACGCAAAUGCCACUGGUUACUACGCCGGUUACAUCGCCGAGACCGGCGCGGCUCUGUCAGGAGGCUCUGGUACGGGUGGUGCCGCUCCCUCAGGCAGUGGUGCUCCUGGCGGCAGCUCCGGUGUUGCUUCGUCAACCUCCACUGCGUCGACCACAGUUUACACUUACGGUCCUUACGACGGUGCCGAUGCGGAGAGUGCUGCUAGCAUGCUCAACACCGAUAUGGACGACAACAGCACUUUCCUUCGCGGUGUUUGGCAAUCUGACGAGGACGGUCACUUAACCAUGUACUCCGUCGUCCCCGGCUGGUAUUCUGGCCGCGCUACUCACUUCCACAUCAAGGCCUACCCAGACGGCUACAUCGCCACCAAUGGAACCUUCGUCGCUAACAGCUCAGCCGUACACACCGGUCAGUUCUUCUUCGACGAGGACACGCUUGAACAGGUUGCUGUGGUCGAUUCCUACGCCUCCAACUCCAUUGACUGGUCUGACCACGUCACUAAUGAUGCCGACCAAUGGUACCCCUACCAGGACUCCUACUAUAACGCAAUCAUGGACAUCACCUGGGUUGGCUCCGACAUCACUGAUGGUCUCAUCGGCUCCAUCGCCGUCGGUCUCAACAUGUCCUAUGCCUCCAUCGAGCUCAGCACACAAUAUGCCGCCUUCGACGUCGACAGUUACGAGGCUUCGAGUAUGCUUCCUUAUGCUUCCGCUAGCGCUUCAGCAUAG
This is a messenger RNA of Stereum hirsutum FP-91666 SS1, 1146 nucleotides long. Its product is annotated as aromatic compound dioxygenase. Gene Ontology annotation, molecular function: iron ion binding; oxidoreductase activity, acting on single donors with incorporation of molecular oxygen, incorporation of two atoms of oxygen. The record is from RefSeq and is a predicted model, not a curated record. Bases 1 to 1146 code for a protein of 381 amino acids. NCBI's taxonomy places the organism in Eukaryota, Fungi, Basidiomycota, Agaricomycetes, Russulales, Stereaceae. The transcript has 5 exons.